GAAUGAGUUCCCACUAGACUAGACUCAAUUUAUAGAAGAAGAACAGAAAACUUCUUCUUCCUCUAAACCUCACAACUCUUUUCCUCCCUCAUCUCUAGAUAAAACAGCAAAGAAGAAGAAGCAGCAAACUUAACGUAUCAUCAGCUCUUUCGGUUUUCUCUUUGAUCACGUAAAAUGGGGAGGGAAGAAGAUCACGAGCUUCUCCAAGAGCUCCGCCGCAUGUUGGUCGCCUCCGCCGGCCAAGACAAACCACAGCUUCCACAAAAACGCUUCUCAGUCAAAAGCGCUUCUACUGAUCAUGACUCGGAUAACAAGCUGGUAUGCGUCACAAGCGGCGUUUCCUUCUUGGGUCUCGCCGUCGUCAACCGCCUCCUCCUCCGCGGCUACUCCGUCCGCAUCAUCGUUGACAACUCCGUGGACGUUGAGGAACUGAGGGAGAUGACGACGGCGAAUGUUAACGUCACUGUAGUUAUGGCGAAGCUAGCAGAAGUUGAAAGCUUAUCACAAGCAUUUCAGGGAUGUCGUGGCGUCUUCCACACCUCUGGAUAUACCGACCCUGCUGGCCUCUCGGGGUACACUAAAUCCAUGGCUGGGAUAGAAGUGAUGGCAACUGAGAAUGUGAUGAGGGCAUGCGUGACAGCGACGGUAAGAAGAUGUGUGCUCACUUCUUCACUUUUAGCCUGUGUUUGGCAAGAGCAAAAUGACCUCUCCACAAUCCCUGUGAUCAACCAUGACUCCUGGAGCAAUGAGUCACUCUGCAUACACAAGAAGCUGUGGUAUGCUUUGGGCAAGCUUAGAGCAGAGAAAGCUGCAUGGACAUUAGCAAAAGAAACUGGGUUGAAGCUCACUACAAUCUGCCCAGGUCUCAUUACUGGUCCUGAAUUUUGCUCAAGAAACUCAACAGCGACAAUUGCAUAUCUCAAAGGAGCGCAAGAGAUGUACCGAAGUGGCGUGCUAGCAACCGUGGACGUGAUGAGACUAGCAGAAGCACAUGUAAGUGUGUAUGAGGAAAUAAAAAAAUCGGCAUUUGGUAGAUACAUUUGCUUUGAUCAAGUCAUUGAAACAGAGAAGCAGGCAGAGAAGCUAGCAGGGGAGACGAGUCUGACAAGGAACAAGAUAUGUGGAAAUGAAGAAGGCUCUAGCAUUGUUCAUCAUCUUAGAUAUGAAUUGUCCAAUAAGAAACUUACAAAUCUCUUGUCAAGAACACUGAGGAGUUGCAACAACCAAAACCAAGAAUACUAUUAA
This is a messenger RNA of Fragaria vesca subsp. vesca, 1245 nucleotides long. RefSeq names its product cinnamoyl-CoA reductase 2-like. The coding region runs from base 175 to 1245 and encodes 356 amino acids. Lineage: Eukaryota; Viridiplantae; Streptophyta; Magnoliopsida; Rosales; Rosaceae. The transcript is spliced from 5 exons. Gene Ontology annotation, molecular function: 3-beta-hydroxy-Delta5-steroid dehydrogenase (NAD+) activity. The record is from RefSeq and is a predicted model, not a curated record. Gene Ontology annotation, biological process: steroid biosynthetic process.